AUGGAAAGUUAAUAAGCAGUGAUAGAAAGAUAUUUUGUGGCAGACUCUGACAACUCCACUCUUGCAACUAUUGAAACAAAUGAUGAUGGACAGUUUGAGUUGGAAUUGAAGGAAAAGAUUGCUCUCACACAUGACACUAACAAAUUCAUAUUUAAAUUGCCAGAUGAGAACUAAGUGUUAGGACUUAAUGUUUGCGGACAUUUAAUAUUUCAUUUACCACUUGAAGAUGGCGAUUCAAUUUCUAGAAAAUAUACUCCAGUCAGUCAACUAAAUGAAAGAGGAACUGUAACAUUCGUAAUAAAGACAUAUAAAAAAUGUGAUGAGUUUCCCAACGGUGGUAAGAUGUCACAACAUCUAGAGAGCUUAGAAGUAGGGGCAAAAGUUAAGAUGGAGGGACCUUUCGGAUUACUAGCUUAUAUUGGAUUCGGAACUUUUACAUUGAAAAAGACGAAAAUUUAGAAAACUAAAAUAGGCAUAAUAGCAGGUGGUACAGGAAUCACUCCGUGCUUCCAACUCGUCUAAGCUUCAACUCUAGCUGAUGAUGGGCUCUAGAUGGUAAUGCUUUACUCAAACAAAUCCAAGGAUGAUAUCCUAGUUAAAGAUGAACUUGAUUAACUUUCUUAGUAAAAUACGAACAAUCUCAAACUCUACCAUACAUUGACUAGACAUGACGAUGAAAAACAUGGAGAAUGGACAGGUUUAAAAGGUAGAGUAUCAGCAGAACAUAUAAAGUAAUGCCGAUUCCCAGAACCAUCCUCAGAUACCUUGAUAGUGUACUGUGGACCUGCUGCUUUUGGUAAGACAGUUGAAGAAGUUUUGACUAGUCUUGGGUAUACAAAGGAAAUGAUGCACAAAUUCUGA
Stylonychia lemnae is the source of this 861-nucleotide messenger RNA. The record is from the annotation of a GenBank genome assembly. NCBI's taxonomy places the organism in Eukaryota, Ciliophora, Spirotrichea, Sporadotrichida, Oxytrichidae.